Molecule: messenger RNA, 2360 nt
Organism: Opisthorchis viverrini
Lineage: Eukaryota; Metazoa; Platyhelminthes; Trematoda; Opisthorchiida; Opisthorchiidae
Exons: 16
Coding region: 41-2032 (663 amino acids)
Biological process (GO): L-histidine catabolic process
Cellular component (GO): cytoplasm
Molecular function (GO): histidine ammonia-lyase activity
Source: RefSeq, a predicted model, not a curated record
GCAAUGAUGGACAUGCCAAUUUGUCUUGUUCAGUGAAACAAUGCACAUCAAUGUAAAGGUUAGCUCGGACUACCUAGCUAUUUCAGUGAGCGAGCAAGAUACCAUUAAAUGGCUAACGGAUACCGCUAGUUCACGUUAUGGACAAAAAAACUUUCGAAACACAUCUUCGGAGCAGAACAACAAGGAUAACCUAGAAUCACAUGUGGAGAGCAGGCUUGGAACUGUAAAGUGUGUGAGACGACAAAGGGACCAUGCCAUAUUGUUUCCCAGUGAUCUUGUUGGUGACGUGCUAAAUGAUGGGGAGUAUGUUGUCAUAGAAAUCGACGGUGAAAGUCUGACGCCUGAACUUCUCGUUGCACUCGGAAGGGGCCAGUUCAGGAUAAAGUUGAGUGAAGAAUCAAUCAAGCGUGUUAAGGAUGCAAGGAAAGUGGUUGAGGACCUAAUAGACUCAAACAAAGUUGCUUAUGGAAUAAACACCGGUUUUGGAAUGUUCGCCUCCACCGUGGUAGACAAGUCAAAACUAAGAGAACUCCAAAUUUCGCUCAUUCGUUCACAUGCUGCUGGGGUCGGAAACAGGAUCGGACUCAUGGCCACUCGCAUGUUAUUUGCUCUGCGGGUGAACGUACUGGCGAAAGGUUACAGCGGUAUUUCACUGGAAACUCUGCAGCGAAUGAUCGACAUCUAUAACGCUUCCUGCUUACCUUGGGUACCAGAACAGGGAUCAGUUGGAGCAUCGGGGGACCUGGCACCUCUCUCGCAUCUUGCCCUCGGACUUAUCGGUGAGGGUCGCAUGUGGAGUCCAGUUACCGGUUGGACGACUGCCAAAGACGCACUAGUCGCGAAUGGUCUGGUACCGUUGGACCUAAAGCCCAAAGAGGGUUUAUGUCUCAUCAAUGGAACACAGCUGAUCACCUCGAUUGGAGCCCAAGCAUGUGUGCGAGCCGAACAAAUAGCUGGCCAGGCUGAUAUAAUUGCUUCACUCUCAUUGGAUGUGCUCAAGGGAACCGCUUCAGCUAUGAAUCCAGAUGUUGACAGAGUUCGACCACACGAAGGACAAAGGAAGGUAGCGAAACGCAUCCGAUCGAUGUUAACUAACGAACUUUACCACUCGGAGUUGGCAGAAAGCCAUCGUUACUGCUCCAGAGUUCAGGAUGCCUACACCCUCCGUUGCUGCCCACAAGUUCAUGGCAUCGUCUAUGAUACCAUCGAGUUUGUCCGAAAAAUAUUAACUGUUGAGAUGAACAGUGCGACGGACAAUCCGUUGGUCUUCCCGGAGCGCCACGCGAUUGUUUCUGCUGGAAAUUUCCAUGGUGAAUACCCGGCAAAAGCACUUGACUAUCUGGCAAUCGGAGUUCACGAACUGGCUAAUAUCUCCGAAAGGCGGAUUGAACGAUUGGUCAAUCCUGUUCACAGCCAACUCCCGGCGUUUUUAACGAAGCAAGGAGGACUAAAUUCCGGAUUCAUGAUUGCUCACGUUACUGCGGCCGCAUUAGUGUCGGAAAACAAAGUACUGUGUCAUCCAUCCAGUGUGGAUAGCAUAUCUACGAGUGCGGCUCAGGAAGAUCAUGUAAGUAUGGGAACCUUUGCAGCGAGGAAAUGUUUACAGGUUGUGAAAAAUGUGGAAACCGUACUUGCCAUCGAGCUAUUGGUCGCAUCCCAAGCGCUGGAUUUACUACGUCCCUUGAUGUCAACGGAACCCCUGGAAAUGGUGCACCGCUUAGUUCGAAGCGUCAGUCCGGUUUGGGAAAAAGACCGAUUUAUGGCACCCGAAAUAGAAGCGGUCACUUCUCUCCUGCGCAAUGGACAAGUCUUAGCGACGGUGGAACCCUACAUUGAUAGAUACGCGAAAACGAUUACAGAGGAUUGCGAAUCGUGUCUUCAAACCUGGAGAGGAGUACGGUGUGAUUGCCACAACAGGAGUGGGAGGACUUAUUGCGCACGCCACCAUCCUGGGACAAACAGUGAACAAUCUGAAGGCCCAUGCUCAACCGGAACAGAUUAUCCGACUUGCGACAAAGAACCCAAAAGAUGACGUUUCCAAAGAAGAGUGACAUACAUUACCACGAUUAGGCCAUGAUUUGCCAUAGACUAGCCAACCUUAUUUGAAAUCGUCCUUUAUUUUACUGAACCGAUUGAUGAUUCCUCUAGGUCCCUCCACUAAAAUUCCCCAAGCGCUACCACUUACCUAGCCCUAUCGCUCUGGUGUGUGUGUGUUCAGAUCGUGGGCCAGAUUGCCAUUUCGUCUGUGAGUGAUUGGUGGAAUUAUGAUAAACAGAGUAUAAGGUUUUUAAUAGAAACUCAAUUCUAAACAUCAACCGGUGAAUUUGUAGGCCUGAAACAUUCCUUCGAAGAACUGAUUG